UGAUCAGAAGUUUAAACAUCUCUCGACGCGUAGGAAUCAUAAAUGCGUAGGAGAUCUAAAGCACAGCGUACAGCCUGUGCAAAUUGAAAGAAACUCUUUGUUUCUCUUAAAAUGACUGUUGCUGAGAGAGAAGAGCUUCUUGGAGAAGAAGAUGACGAGGACGAUGAUGAGAAUCUGAUGAUAAAUGACAAGAAUAAUGAGGAAUCUGGAAAAGAUCCGAUUCUUCAGACAAUCGGAGAUUUUGGUCCGUACCAGUUCUUUAUCUGUGCUGUUGGAUACUUUGUAACUAUUCCUCAUUGCUGGAUAUCAUUAAGUUUAAAGUUUGUUGGAAUGAGAACUAACUUUACGUGCGCAGAUCACUUUACACCAAACAUUAGUUUUGAUGAAUCCUGUGUAGGACAAGAUCAGGAGAAAUGUCUGAACUUUAUAUUCGACCAAUCACAGUUCAGAUCUACCAUUCAUCAAAGAUGGAAUUUAGUUUGUGAUCAAGAGGGCAUGGAUAGUAUAGCCCAGUCUGUAUUCUUUUCCGGAUGUUUAAUCGGAGUUUUUCUCUCAGGCGUGUUGGCAGAUAUUUACGGGAGAAAACCCGUAUUUUUCAGUCUGGUGGCUGGAGUAGUUAUUUUUGGUGUAAUGGGAGGUAUCACCUCAUCAUUCUACACUUGGUUAGUUCUCAGAUUUCUGCUGGGUGCCUCCGCUAUAGGAAUGAUAACAGUCAGGUUUACUAUACAGGUAGAGAUGGUAGGUAGUAAAUGGAGAACCUGGGGUAAUAUGACCGGUGCCCUGGGCUGGUCAUCUGGAUAUAUGCUUCUACCGGUUAUUGUUUAUCUUAUACCAGAUAUGAAGCAACUUGAAGUUUUUAUUGCUCUGUGCUUUCUUCCAUUUAUUGGUUUGUACUGGAUUCAACCUGAAUCCCCUAAAUGGCUUCUUUCAGUGGGGCGGAUAGAUGAAGCUGAAAAGAUAGUUGAGAGGAUAUCUUAUUGGAAUAAUAAACCAUUUAAAGAAACCCAUGUUCCUGGGCUACUAAGUAUUCUUCAGUUUCCAAAUAUUGGGAGAAAUAUACUCUGCAUGUCCUUCUCCUGGUUCAGUGUUGGUCUGGUAUACUAUGGUAUAGCUCUCCAUACACCUGAGUUUGGGAGUAAUGUUUACAUGGUGUUCUUCCUGGCUGGACUUAUGGAAAUCCCAGCUAACUUUAUCAGUCCGUAUUUGAUGAAUAGGUUUGGAAGGAAAAGGUUAAUGAUUGUUGGAUUCGUGUUUACCUCAGGAAGUUUACUGUUGGCAGCAGUUAUCCCUCAUGGAAUGUUCGCCAAGGAAAGGAAUUCUUUCAUUAUCUAAAGCCAAUGUAAUCAU
This is a messenger RNA of Eurytemora carolleeae, 1347 nucleotides long. Its product is annotated as organic cation transporter-like protein. The record is from RefSeq and is a predicted model, not a curated record. The coding region runs from base 112 to 1332 and encodes 406 amino acids. Gene Ontology annotation, cellular component: membrane. The transcript has 14 exons. Gene Ontology annotation, biological process: transmembrane transport. Gene Ontology annotation, molecular function: transmembrane transporter activity. Lineage: Eukaryota; Metazoa; Arthropoda; Copepoda; Calanoida; Temoridae.